Kuraishia capsulata CBS 1993 is the source of this 564-nucleotide messenger RNA. RefSeq lists its product as uncharacterized. The record is from RefSeq and is a predicted model, not a curated record. The transcript has 3 exons. NCBI's taxonomy places the organism in Eukaryota, Fungi, Ascomycota, Pichiomycetes, Pichiales, Pichiaceae. Gene Ontology annotation, biological process: double-strand break repair via break-induced replication; DNA replication. The coding region runs from base 1 to 564 and encodes 187 amino acids. Gene Ontology annotation, cellular component: nucleus; GINS complex.
AUGUCUAUACCUGCCAAACUGACUCAGACGCUGACCCCCGGCGAAGUCAACUUCCUGGCCGAGAACGAGAUGAUAACAAUACUGCCCAGAUAUUCGUUGGAUAAACUGCAGCUUAUAGGAACGCGUAUACCGGCUCUCAGACCAAUGAAGAGAGAACAGGUUCCAAUAUGGCUGGCCAUAAUCCUCAAAAAUCAAGACAAGUGCAAUAUCGUGAUGCCACAAUGGCUCACAGUGAGACAACUCAAAGCAUUUUACGAUCAAGAAGUGAAGAAUUCAGACCGAUUUGCCCAGCUGCCAUGGCACUGGAUCGAAAUUUCCAAGGCAUUACUGGAGAAGGCUUCGGAUGAUAUGCCAGACAAACCUCAUGAAAUACGCACAAUAAUACAGGACUUAAGGGAGAUCAGACAACUUAAAGCCCGGAAGGGUUUAAAAGAGUUGAACGAGAGUUAUAUCCAACUGGACAAUCUGAGUCUAUUGGAGAUCAACGAAUUGAGACCGUUCAUUGUGAAAGUAAUGGACCAGAUGAGGAAACUGAGUGAUAGUGUGAAUAGUGGCGAACAGUGA